ACGGCAUCGUUUUUUUUCCCACGACCGGCAUGUAAAUACGACUUUAUUGCGCUUUGCAUAGAUCAGGCAAACUUAGAUUUAAUGUUAAGAACAGCUCAUUUAGAUGUGUCCGAACCGUGCAGCGCUUUAACAUUAGUGGGAAGCUUGCUUGCGAGUGGCUGAAGCUUGUGUCCUGAUAUGAAACUGGGUCUGAAGUGAUUGAAGUGGUUGAGAUGCUGUCCACCGGUCCAAGACUGCGGCUACUGAGGCUUUUGUCUUGUGUAACUCUUGUUUUACUUUUCCAAGACAUCGACGCUAAGAGGGAUUUAAAAAGCGCCUGCACCACCUGCCAGCAAAUAACUGAUAACUUCAACAAGGGCUUUGACAGAACAGCAAAGCAGAACUUUGGCGGAGGCAACACAGCCUGGGAGGAGAGGAAACUGUCUAAAUAUGAGACAAGUGAGAUCCGUCUGAUGGAGAUUGUGGAGGGGCUGUGUGAGAGCAGCAGCUUUGAGUGCAAUCGCAUGGUAGAAGAGCACGAAGACCAAUUUGAGACUUGGUGGUUCAAGAAGAAAACCAAACAUCCUGAUCUGCAUAAGUGGUUCUGCAUAGACACCAUCAAAGUGUGCUGUCCAAAGGGAACAUUUGGACCUGAUUGCAAUGCCUGUGUGGGGGGCUCUGAGAGACCUUGUCACGGAAAUGGAAUGUGCGAUGGCGACGGGACUCGCGGAGGGAAUGGAAAGUGCAGCUGCGUCCACGGUUAUAAAGGGGAGUUUUGCCUCGACUGCAUCGAUGGCUACUUCAACGAAGUGAGGAACGACACCUUCUCCCUUUGCACAGAAUGCCACUCUUCUUGCAAGACCUGCACUGGAGCAACCAAUCAGGACUGUGAUGAGUGCAAGGAAGGCUGGGAGGAGGAUGACCAGGAAGCUUGUGUUGAUGUGAAUGAGUGCUCCAAAGACCCUUCUCCCUGUGAUGAAGAUCAAUACUGCCUUAACACAGAAGGCUCCUACUCCUGCAAGGCUUGUGACAGAGUUUGCUCCGGCUGCACUGGAGCUGGUCCUGACAAGUGCCAGGCUUGUGCCAGCGGGUACCAGGACACAGAGGGCACCUGCACGGAUAUCGAUGAGUGUUCCCAGUCAGAGUCGGUAUGCACAAAGGAGCACCAGGAGUGUGUCAACACUAAAGGCAGCUACGUGUGCAUCUGUUCGAGUGGCUACGAGGAGCAAGAUGGCGAGUGUGUCCAAACACCACAGCCAGGAAACACAGAGGAGUCAGAAUCAUCCGAGACAACCACAAGUCCACAUGGGGAGCUUUGACUUUCAGAACUGGAACCAUUAGGAGCAAAACAAGAGGAACUGUUGAAAAGUGGUACAUCUGAAGCUGCUCGUUUUUUAAAAUAGUCAACUACACGCACUUACAUACCAGCUGCACUUAGAACCAACAAAAGUUGCCAGGACAGUGUUUUCCAGCUGUGGAUCAUGGAUUAAAGGACAAAACAAAAAAAAAAAGAGACAUUUUAUGCUCUUAGUAUGCUGGUCGUUGGUGCUUUUCUCUGGUGUGCGAAAACUACCACUUGUUGUCUUUAUUUGUUGUAUGGUUUUAAAAAUCCAAGAUGUUUCAAUAAAGGAAUUAUGUUAAAUUUAAG
Molecule: messenger RNA, 1627 nt
Organism: Toxotes jaculatrix (banded archerfish)
Lineage: Eukaryota; Metazoa; Chordata; Actinopteri; Toxotidae
Gene: creld2
Product: cysteine-rich with EGF-like domains 2
Exons: 10
Coding region: 213-1298 (361 amino acids)
Molecular function (GO): calcium ion binding
Source: RefSeq, a predicted model, not a curated record